Messenger RNA from Phytomonas sp. Hart1, 3996 nucleotides. Lineage: Eukaryota; Euglenozoa; Kinetoplastea; Trypanosomatida; Trypanosomatidae. The record is from the annotation of a GenBank genome assembly.
AUGUGCAGCUUGCAUGCCUCAGCUCCGUCGUUCGAAGAGGUGCCACCACCACUCAGCACGUUGGUGAAUUUAUACAAGGGAUAUUGCAUUCAGGAAGGUUGCAGAAUUAACUCUGCAAUGAUAGAGUAUAUGAAAAACAACCUUGUGCUUCAACAAGUCACGUUAGCUAACAACUACGUAGGUCCCAAAGGUUUGCGACCUGUUAUUCAACUUCUCAAUAUGUGCCAAACUAUCACAUAUGUCGAUUUCGAUAGCAAUGGGGCAGACAACACCACAGUUGAGCUCCUUUGUGAUGCACUAAAGAACCAUAUAGGUGUGACUACUCUCAUCCUGCGCGGGAAUCCCAUAUCCAGUACUGGUGGGAGGCGACUGCUCCAGCUUUUGGAACUUAAUCCACGCAUCAUACACAUUGAUGUUCAGGAUACUGACAUCCCCAAAGCGUUGCAAGAGCGCAUCUCAGCUUUAGUGGACCAAAACUUCCGGCGGGCGAAGCACCAUACCCCACAACUUGUUGAGGCUAACCACACCAUCAAGAAGGGUGCUGCUCAAGAAACCGUGGCUCUAACUCAGAAGAAUGUGGUUUCCCUUCCUAAGCUCCCACACCGUGUGUGGAAGGCAGCAGAUGCCAGUGUGAAUAAACCAAAGGUUACUGUGGAAGCUGUGGCGCAGUCUUCUACUAAAAGUAGCAACAAUACACCAGUGCUAACUCUACCGUUAGCUGCACACAACACACAACAGUUGUGUGACUCUGCUAACACUCCUGCUAUACUGCCUCCACAUACAACAAAUGAAUCACCGCAAAUGCUCAACUCCUUUCUAACAGCUGUCCAUCAGAGAUUUGAAGAACGCGCUCGAUUGUAUUCGGAAAUCAAUAAAGGUGAAAUGUUCAACAAGGUGGCUGAGGUUCGGGCCGAAGUCGCCGCCAUAGAAAGGAACAGUCAACUGAGACUGGUAGCGAGUAACAAGGUAGACGCAUUGCCACAGACACUAUGCCGAAGGGCGUCUGAAACAAACACCAAUACAGGGACCACGACGCAUGUUAUGGGCAUCAGAUCUGAAGAGCAAAAGCGAGAAGAACAUGACUCUUCAGCCUCCUCUACCCCCUUGAAAAAGCAACAAGUGACAGAUUCUAUAGUAGCGACAGAUUUCAUGGAAAGUAGAAAACACAACGAUACUAACGAUGGCAAAACAAACGGUAACCGUGCAACCGAAGUAGCUACAGUGGAGGAAAAGAACGCCCUUAAGGUGCUGGUACCGCGCUUUGUAGCCUCAAAACAUUUUAAAAUAUUGGAGGUGGAGAAUCAAAAUGGAGGGAUGUUGGCAACCGAAACAACGAUAGGUAUGUCUACUGAUGAACGCUUUCAAGUGCUUUUUGAUAAUGGCUGUGAUGCUUACGCUCAAAAGGACCUUGAUGCCGCGUACGUGGCCUGGAACGAUGCUCUUGACAUUGCAGUUCAAAAGAAUAAUAGAGAAUGGAUAGCAGUGCUUAAUUCUAAUUUGCAGCGCCUGAGCUAUGAGCUGGUAGUCGAAGAGGGCGUUGUUUAUUUAAAUAAUGGUUCCCUUAAUAAAGCUACUGAAUCCUUCCAAACAGCUCUUGACAUUGCAAGAAAAGCCUACAAUGCCGCUUGGAUCGCAGAAAUGAAAAAUGCAUUAAAACAUGUUCAAAGAGCUCUCUUUAUGCGCUGCUAUGAUGCAGCGAACGAACUUUUCCGUCAAGCGAAGGAAGACUGCGAAGUCAACAAGCGUACCAGCUCCGAAGAUGAUAGUGAUGAUAUAUCCUACUACAUUAAUCCAGUCACAAAGCAAAAGAUGCGACAUUCCAUAUAUUUUAUCUGUGAGUUGACCACCGUACGGUUGAUUCGAGACGCAGUCAGGAUGUGGGCUGAGGCGUACCGCGCAGCGCAGCGCGUCAGUGGUGUAGAUGCCGAUCCCCUUAAAGCCAGUCUUGAGAAGGUGUUGGAUGGUGUUGCGCGGUUCAUCUUCGAGCAACACAUCGACAUUGAGGAAGGUGGAACAGGUCUCGACACAAACUAUCCUAGUUGGCAGCGUACCUCACGAUAUCAACACUUGGAGCGCGUCGUUCUAGCGGAAGUGUGGUUUGAUAUCUUCUGCUGUGUGGAUCAGGGUAUUAAUCACGUGUUUAUGAAGGUUGUCGUCUCACUCCAGCUUGCAAACCUACAUAUGGGCAACAACCAGCUGGAGCAGGCGGAGAAGCUGUUUAUCUCUGCUGUGGAUAACAGUAAGAAGCUCCAAUACAGGCUUCUAGAAGCAACGGCCCUGACGUAUCUUUCAACACUUUACUGGCUACGCUCCUCACACAGCUUGGCAGAAAGGACCCUACUGGCUUCCAUUCAACACUGGGAAGAUAUACUAGCAACAUCACAUCAGGGGAAAGAUGAAAUCAAUGUGCUAGGGGGCAUCUCUAUUCCAACAUUUAGUAUGCUUUUGAUGCAGAAUGCAUGUAACGCAUACCUUGUGUGUGUACUAGCUUCAAUGUACCGUUACUGUGAGGCUAUAGAGCAGCUGGAGCACAAACUCAUCCACGAAAAUAGCGAUUUGCUCUCGAAUAAAAUGCUGAAUGCCUUCUGUGGUCACCCGACAAUAAAUCAGAUCGCAGCGAUAGCUUCUAAAGUACAGACGCCCUUCGUAUACUACUUUCCUUUUCGGCGUCUUAGCUACAGCACAGAAACCAAUGCCUUUGAAGCCGAGGAGAAUCUCCUUAUUUGGCUGGUGAUGCCCUGCUCUGAGAUGCGUUUCGUUGAGAUCAACAUUACAAAGAAUUUCAAUGUUUCCAUAGAUCAAUUGGUGCAUACAGUCCGUCAGGGACUUAUAGUCGAGCCAAUUGGUCAGGAGUGCUUGGCAGGGUACCGCAAAGAGGGUAACAGUUAUGAUGACACUGGAACUGGAAUCAUAACCCUCCAUCGUAAAGCAUGGAUAGAACCACUUCAGCUUCUCUAUGAGAUCCUAAUUGAGCCUAUCUACAGCCAUAUUAUGGCUCUCGAUUUGGCAGCUGCUAGCAAGGACCAUCCUGAGACCGUUCUGACCAUCAUCCCCACUGGUACUCUGUGGUCUGUCCCCUUUCAUGCCUUACUCUCCAAAUCGGAGCAGUUUUUGGUGGAAAAUAUCGCUAUCCAGCUUUCCUUUAGUGCAACACAGGUUGCAUUUGCUUCCCUCAACGCGGAGCGGGUACGACAACAAAAUCUGCACCGCAACGUUGUGGUGGUGCCGCUCGAGAUUGCUGCAGACACGGAGGGUCUCUCGCUGAUGUACGCGAUUAAUAUGGAGCGCGCGUUGGAGGAGGGUGAAGCUGUGCUGGAUGUCUUAAAAGACGCCAAGUGGAAACAUAUCCGAGAUGCCUCUGAGGAUAAAGAUCACAGGGGGGUAGAGAUGGUAGGCUCAGAAGUCGUGGUGAGAAGCGCGGAAUCCUUACGUAGCAUGCUGAGCCGUUCCUGUAUCUUACACAUCACAACACCAAUCAGUGUAACGUUAACUAGCCCUCCUGACGCGUUGGCGGAGAGUUGUGGUGAUCUCACUCCUAGGGGAGCCCUAUGUUUUCCCACGGACGCUGGCCGUGUGGAGCUGGUAACGGCGCGGGAGCUUCAGCAUUCUGAACUCUUUGCGGAGCUCGUGACACUAACUAAUGCUAAUAUGAAUCUGACAGGUGUCUGCAGCGUGCGGGAUGACGUUCUUGGGGUGAUACGUGCUUUCUUUAGUGGUGGGGUACCUUGUGUGGUAGCUGGUCAAUGGUGCACCCCCGACAUGAUACCGUCUUUGCUUUUCAGGAAGUUCUAUGAGGUGAUGACGAAGAAUAAAAGUAAUAGCUGCGUUGUUGUCCAUAAGUCUAGAAAAAGCACGGCAACAGUGCCGGCCGUGGCAGUCCAUAAGGCUUUGUAUCUAGCUCUGGCUAUAAGGCGGCUACUUAAAGAGGAUGAGUAUUUUCGCUACAAUCCACGAGCGUGGGCCGGUUACUAUUGUUUCGGGUGCGGUUAUUUUUAG